Molecule: messenger RNA, 2804 nt
Organism: Dermacentor andersoni
Lineage: Eukaryota; Metazoa; Arthropoda; Arachnida; Ixodida; Ixodidae
Biological process (GO): regulation of canonical NF-kappaB signal transduction
Cellular component (GO): cytoplasmic side of plasma membrane; plasma membrane signaling receptor complex
Molecular function (GO): tumor necrosis factor receptor binding; metal ion binding
Source: RefSeq, a predicted model, not a curated record
GGUGCGAUAAGAGUUCGUCAUUGAACGCGACAAUGCGUGCAGAGCUGAUUCUCUCUCUCUCGUUGACGCUACUCUAGCGAAAGUGUACGAGACCCCUCAGUAGCGAUAAGCUCGGUAGAAAAAGCCAACGCGCUCUUGUGCGAGCGUAGGAUUCGUGCCUGAAGACGACGCCAUGCCGGAUCGUGGACAGGGACGGGUGCACCGUUUUCGCGACCACGUCGUCGCCGGCGUCAACUGGCGACCGACGCGGUUCGUCGACGAGGUUCCCAGUUCACGUGUGUGCGGCCUCUGCCGCAUGAUACCAAAACGGACGGUGCUGUUGCCGUGCGGUCACGCUAUGUGCCAAUCUUGCCACGCAGCCAGCCUCGAAGGGGGCUUUGAGCAGUGUCCUUUGGAUCAAGUGCAAUUCGAGAAAGCGGAAUGCGUGGGUUGUGAAUUCCCUAGCAGAACAGCGAACACCGUGAAGGUGUACUGCUGGAAUGAAGCUCACGGCUGCGAGUACACGGGCACCGUGAACCGCAUGCUGGAGCACUACGAGAACGAAUGCACAUUUCACACAACGGAAUGUUGGCGAUGCGGCGAGGGAGUCCAGCACAGAGAACUGCCAAGGCGCUACGUGAACGGAUGCAGGGCCGGUGUUUCUUCAGCGAUCACAGAGUCCUCGGAGCAUGCAGCACUGACCGUUGCAGACAUGAAGGCGAUCUUGGGAUGUCUCAACCACGACCAGCUGCUGCCAGUGAUUCAGAGUCAGUUGAAUCAGCUUACAGAACAAGCCAGAAACCAGGAAGCCAGGUUUGCCGAGAUUACUCGCGAGCUAGGAGCAUGCGAGCACAACUUAAAGGCCGAGAUGGAACAAAUUGCCGCCACGAUUUCAUCCACCGUGUCCCACCAGCUGAUUUCUCAGCAAAGUACAUUGGAGGAAGUCAGCAUGUCGAGGUCGCUGUCAUUGCGCUCGGAACAGGAUCUGAUACUAAGAAAGUUGGAACAUUUAGCCCACAUGGAACACUCGUGGAAAACUUCCCCGAAGCCUGAUUUCAGCCCGGUCAUUGUUCAUUGUGAGGCUUUGUACGGUGGCGUUCGGCAUUUGACCAGUGCGCUGUCGACAACCGCGCGGAUUGAAGAAAUUUCGUGGGCGACUUAUCUGCUGGCCCUAGAAAACUGCGAGGAAAUCCUUCAGUUGCAGCGAGGGAAUAAAAAGCUUGCCGAGAUUACGGUGUGGCACAUGAGGGACACGUACUUUACUAUUGCCGUCUGGUUCUACAAUGGUUCUCCAUCUGAAUUGGCUGUGGAGAUCGAGUUUAACGGGAUGCUGGUGGACUCUAUUUGUUGGCCGCCUUUCUGGCACGUGCAAGCGGUGGAUAAAGUAACAUUGAAUGAACGCUCGUUGGCUUCCUGUGUGAGACGUUGUUACUGCAAGCGCGAUGAUCCCUCAUUGGAACACUUCCACCUCCAAUUUCGUAUAGACAUUGCCUCGCUAAAAAAUGACGGCUACUUCCGAGAUGGAAAGAUAGAGUUCGAAAUCUUCCUCAACAAUACCGAAGAGGACAAUGGUGUCAAAGGAGCACCCUAACGUUCGUUAUCGAAGAAUGUGUACUGCACCGGAGAAUCCUCCUUGCCACUUCCCGAAUUGUGUCACAUGGGCUUAACGAAUUUUUUAUCUCCUUUCUGCUAAAUAAAGUCAGCUCUGCGAAAUUCCAUUUUUUAAAUUUGCUAUCCUUUGCAACUGUCAACAUAUUGUUUUCACACUGUACUGGCUGUUCAUUUUGUUUAUUACUUGUGCUAAUACAGAUUUUGUUCCUAAAUAUUGCGCUCCUCUUGUGCUCCUCGAGUGUUUUCUGACCUUACGACGUUCACCCCGAUACUUCUUUCUCUCGACUAUUGCCGUGCGGCUGUUAAAGCGAUUGAUUUCAAGGCGACGUUCGUGUUUGAUAUUACGCUUUAGUACCACGCAUUGUCCUGUGUCCGAAAUACACGGCCAAUGUUAAUGCAUCGCGAGGAACAGUUUUACACGUUCCCGAGCCGAUCGUAUGAAGUAGAACGGCGUCAACGCUGGGUCGCGCUUGUCCGACAGCAGACUGUAUUAUGUUCCGGAGUUAGGCCAAACGCGUUAACGCUGAAUUCCUUGCUUUUACAGCAACGAUGGCAGCAACGGGACACCUAUAGUGCUUACCAGCAUCUGCAGCAAACAAAGUAGUUUGUUUCCACACUGUACCGAAGUAAGGCUGCGGCACUCUUUCCCAAUCCUCUCCCAUCAAACAGCGCCAGGGCUUGCUGAGACCUACGAGGAGGGGUUGCACCUGGACACGGAGUAAGCACCUGCCUCAGCUGGCGUACACCCUCCUGCGCCCAGCAUAUCGACUCAGGUGCAGUGGAGAUCACCAAAAUAUUUGACGACGUGGUUUAUUGGAACCUCCUUUGCACGCACCGAAAAAUUGCAACUACAUAACAAAUCUCGAAUUUCCAGUAAUUUGGGCGAAAAUAUUUUCUCAGCGUAGUCUAACAAAACUGGUAAGUUCCUCACUUUUUUGUGUGUGUUUGGGGAGAGCAACGUUAGCAUACCUCGGGUAGGUCUUACGAGACGUUGGCUGGAGUCGUUGGAGAUGUAUUGGAGUCGCAUUUGCCGUCCUGUAUGUACAGCGCAACUACCGCGGCGUGCUUGCACUUCCCUGCGAUGCCAGCACGUCAAUCGCAGCUCGCCGCUAAGAUUCGUCUGCAGUCGCCGAUCUGCAAGAAUCAAUGUCGCCUAUAAUAUCAUGCGUCCACAUCGUAUAUAACGAAGUAACUUAUACGCUGAGCUUCACGUA